Mycotypha africana is the source of this 1991-nucleotide messenger RNA. RefSeq names its product major facilitator superfamily domain-containing protein. The transcript has 2 exons. Gene Ontology annotation, molecular function: transmembrane transporter activity. Gene Ontology annotation, biological process: transmembrane transport. Lineage: Eukaryota; Fungi; Mucoromycota; Mucoromycetes; Mucorales; Mycotyphaceae. The record is from RefSeq and is a predicted model, not a curated record. The coding region runs from base 25 to 1527 and encodes 500 amino acids. Gene Ontology annotation, cellular component: membrane.
CAUUGCAACUCUACUUUCGCUUGAAUGCACGAGAAAACGCUGCAGGAACAGCAAGAGGUAUCGAACGUUCACUUCGAUCCAAAUCAUAAAGACAAUGUCGAGGUCAUUAGCAUAGAAGAUAACAGUAACAAAGAUUUCACAGAACAUGAAUUAGCAGUGCAAAAGAAAUUAGUGCGCACACUGGACUAUCGUUUAAUGAUCUGGGCUUUCUGGGGCUAUUUUGCAAAUGGUUUGGAUAGAAAUAAUAUGCCUAACGCUGAAACAACAGGCUUAAGCGAGGAUUUACAUCUUGUCAGCAACCAAUACAAUUGGGCGCUCACUAUGUUUUUCAUUGGUUAUAUUGUAUUACAAAUUCCCGCAAAUUACAUUAUUACCAAGGUCCGCCCUAGUAUCAUGUUACCUACCAUUGUAUUUGGCUGGGGUGCUGUUGUGUGCUUCAUGGCUCUCGUUAAGGAUUACCAAGGUUUGUACGGUCUGCGUUUUUGUCUGGGUCUUACUGAAGCUGGCUUCUAUCCUGGUAUCGUUUUCUUGCUUGGCUCUUGGUAUACGAAAGAAGAAUUAGGUACGCGUACCGCUGUAUUUGUUGCUGGUUCACAAAUUUCUGGUGCCUUUAGUGGUUUGAUUUCAGGUGCUAUUUCCCAAAGCUUAGAUGGUGCUCAUGGUAUCCGUGGUUGGAAGUGGCUUUUCAUUAUUGAAGGUCUUAUUGCUGUUGUCAUUGGCACCGCUGGCUAUUUUACUCUUCCAGAUUUCCCCCACAAUACUCGUUUCAUUCAAGGUGAAGCUCGUGAAUUGGCUCUCAAGCGUCUGGAGCGUCAAGGCAAAAGUACGGCAUUGACCGGCUUAAACAUGGCGACAUUCCGCAACUUGUUCACAACACCUUUCAUUUACUUGUUUACUUGUAUGUUUAUUUGUAUGCAAAUGGGUAUGGGUAUUUUGCAAAAUCUUCCUAUUAUUCUCAAGGCACUUGGAUACCAAGCUUCAUUUGCAAACUACAUGAUGGUUCCUAUCUGGUGUUGGGUUGGUAUUGUGAUCAUUACACAAGGUAAGCUGUCCGAUAAGUUCGGUCAUCGUGCUUACCACAUUAUCGCGGGUGCUCUUUUCACUUUGGUAUGGUAUAUUGUUCUUGUGGCUGUGAAUGGAGGAAACGUGCCUGUGGGACUUUUACUUGUCUGUGCUUACAUGGUGCCUCCCGUCUACGGCAUCUCUCCCAUUAUGAUGUCUUGGGCCAACGAAAUAUACUCUUGUGACAGAGAGUCGCGUGCCUUGGCCAUCGCUAUUAUCAAUUCUAUUGGCAAUCUUGCCCCCAACUUCAUCAAUGUAGAAGUAUGGUCCAUUGUAGACGCUCCUGAAUUCAGACUCGGUAAAAUCGUCACCAUGGCUAUGACUGCUGCUAUGGUUUUUAUGUGUAUUGCCGCUUACUAUUUACAAGUGAAGGGUAUUUUGGUUCCUAAAGCUCCUCAACGCAUUACCGAUGAAGAAUUUGAUCAAAAAAAGACAACCCUUUCGCAUGAGAGAGAAGAAUUGUAAAAUCUCCUUACAUAGACAGACCCAAAAAAGGCCUUUCUCUAUUUUGUACCCUAUCAAAGUUUAUAAGAAGCUUUCCUUUUGUUAAAACCACUCUUAUAUAUAUAUAUACAUUAUUUUUCUUUUCAGUAUUUAUUCUUUUAAUGUAAAUAACGCACCCACUGUAUUUUUAGUAUACUUUUAUUACUUAUCUAUGUUUAACUAUUUCUCAUGAUAUCAUAUCAAUACCAAAAGUAUGAUUUUUUUAAAAAAAAACCCAUAUACAGUCCACUCAACGCUAAAGAGUUUGAGAUGUUUGUCACUGUAACUGUUGGAAGGCAAUGGCCUUGAGCUUGGUGUCUUUAUCAUUCCUUAAAUGAAGUAGGAAGAUUAAGUAGUCCCCGUUCAAGUCACUUGCAGCGACUAUCGGAAACUCAAACCAAAAUCAAUUUCAUGCAGCAGCCAGAAAUAAAAAAAUUGCUUAAAUC